Terrapene triunguis (Three-toed box turtle) is the source of this 4529-nucleotide messenger RNA. RefSeq names its product tight junction protein 2 (gene TJP2). The transcript has 24 exons. Lineage: Eukaryota; Metazoa; Chordata; Testudines; Emydidae. Gene Ontology annotation, biological process: protein localization to cell-cell junction; cell-cell adhesion; cell-cell junction organization. Gene Ontology annotation, cellular component: plasma membrane; bicellular tight junction. The record is from RefSeq and is a predicted model, not a curated record. Gene Ontology annotation, molecular function: cell adhesion molecule binding. The coding region runs from base 233 to 3778 and encodes 1181 amino acids.
GCGGGCAGGGGGCCGGCGAGCGCCCAGCUCCAUAAGGUGCGCGGGCUGCUACAGGGUCCGUCUGCUCCGGACACAUUUCCCCCGGCUCAGCGCCAGCGCCAGGAAACAGAAUACUACCCUGCCAUCCCCUUGCGAGUGGGACUGGGUGCACAGCUAUACCUCAAGCCCGAAACACUUGACCGGAAAUAGACAGAGUGUGUCGAAAAGCAGCAUUCCUCACCAGGCCCCAGGCAUGGAAGAGCUGAUAUGGGAACAGUACACUGUGACCUUACAAAAGGAUUCAAAAAGAGGGUUUGGGAUUGCAGUUUCCGGUGGCAGAGACAACCCUCAUUUUGAAAAUGGCGAAACGUCCAUAGUUAUCUCAGAUGUCCUCCCAGGUGGCCCAGCAGAUGGAUUACUUCAAGAAAAUGACCGGGUGGUCAUGGUUAAUGGGACCCCAAUGGAAAAUGUUCCCCAUUCUUUUGCAGUGCAGCAGUUAAGAAAAAGUGGGAAAGUGGCUGCCAUUGUAGUGAAAAGACCACGGAAAGUGCAGCUCACCGCUCUAAGGAGAAGCCCCUCUCUUGACCAUGAUGAUAGAGCUUUCGAUGUACUGGAUGACCCAGCAGAGUUCGAUGGCAGGAGUGCUCGAAGUGGCUAUAGUGAUCGGAGCUGGCAUAGUGGCCAUGGAGGUCGCAGUCAAAGCUGGGGAAACAGCCCUGAUAGGAGCUACCGAAGAGAUCAAGAUAGAGGGCGCAACUACAGCAGAGACCACAGCAGGGAACGCAGCUACAGCCGGGAUGGAAGUCGUGGCAGGAGCAUCGACAGGGAGAGAAGCUUGGACCGAGAACGCAGAAGAGACCGGAGCCGGGGCAGGAGCAUCGACAGGGAGAGAAGCUUGGACCGAGAACGCAGAAGAGACCGGAGCAGGGGCAGGAGCAUCGACAGGGAUGAUGGCUAUGAACGUGCCGCUGGUGACUACAGCCCACCCAGGGAUUACAGUCACAGACAUCAGCCUGACCCUAGAUACGACAAGGAAGCAAGGAGUCAUAGUCGAGACAGACUGAAUUCCCACAGCCCCUUGCUUGAACCACGACGCCAGCAUGAGUACCCAGGACAACAGGAUAGACCUAUCGGUGUUCUCCUAACAAAAAGCAAACCGAAUGAAGAGUAUGGUCUCCGACUUGGAAGUCAGAUUUUCAUAAAAGAAAUGACCAGUACUGGCCUGGCAACUAAAGAUGGUAAUCUGUAUGAAGGAGACAUAAUACUCAAGAUUAAUGGUACAGUGACAGAGAAUAUGUCGCUAGCUGAUGCCCGAAAAUUGAUUGAGAAAUCACGAGGAAAACUCCAGUUGGUAGUCCUCAGGGACAGAAAACAGACACUGCUCAACAUCCCUUCAUUGCAUGACAGUGACUCAGAAAUAGAAGAUAUUUCUGAAAUUGAGUCAAACCGAUCAAGCUCCCCUCAAGAUGACCAAAAAUUACAUCACUCUGAUUUCGACUCUCAUUCCUCCAAUGAAAAACUAAAGGAAAAGCCAAAUACAAAAGAGGAUCCACCCAACAGGUUGUCCAGGAUGGGAGCGAUGCCCACACCUUUUAAAUCAACCAGUGAUAUAGCUGCUGCUGUCAUCGUCACCGAGACAAACAAAGAACCAAAGUACAAAGAUGACCCGCCAGUAUUUCAACCAAAAGUAGCCCCAAGAACCUUUCUUCGGCCUAGUCCUGAAGAUGAAGCAAUAUACGGUCCUAAUACAAAGAUGGUAAAAUUCAAGAAAGGAGACAGUGUGGGUCUGCGGCUGGCAGGUGGGAAUGAUGUAGGGAUAUUUGUCGCUGGAAUUCAAGAAGGCACCUCAGCUGACCAGGAGGGGCUACAGGAAGGAGAUCAGAUUCUUAAGGUAAACACGCAGGAUUUUAGAGGCAUUGUGCGGGAGGAUGCUGUUCUCUACCUGUUAGAAAUUCCCAAAGGUGAAACUGUGACCAUUUUGGCUCAGAGCAAAUAUGAAGUGUAUAGAGACAUAAUGGCCUGUGGCAGAGGGGAUUCAUUUUUCAUAAGGAGUCACUUUGAAUGCGAGAAGGAAUCUCCACAGAGUUUAGCAUUCACCAGAGGGGAGAUCUUCCGAGUAGUUGAUACACUGUACGAUGGCAAACUGGGUAACUGGCUGGCUGUGAGAAUUGGAAAUGAACUGGAAAAGGGCAUCAUUCCAAAUAAAAGCAGAGCUGACCAGAUGGCCAGUGUUCAGAAUGCCCAAAGAGAUGGCUCGAGUGACAGGGCAGAUUUCUGGAGAACGCGUGGCCAACGAUCUGGAAUGAAAAAGAAUCUGAGAAAGAGUCGUGAAGAUCUGACAGCGAUUGCAUCUGUUAGCACAAAGUUCCCAGCCUACGAGCGAGUUCUGCUGCGAGAGGCUGGUUUUAAGAGACCUGUGGUGAUAUUUGGCCCCAUUGCAGAUCUAGCGAUGGAAAAGCUGUCAAAUGACUUGCCUGAUCUGUAUCAAACUGCCAAGACAGAACCCAAAGAUGCAGGUUCAGAGAAAUCAACUGGUGUGGUGCGUUUGAACACUGUGAGGCAAAUUAUUGAGCAGAAUAAACAUGCUUUGUUGGAUGUGACUCCUAAAGCGGUGGAUCUGUUGAACUAUACCCAGUGGUUCCCAAUUGUAGUCUUCUUCAACCCAGACAGUAAACAGGGUGUGAAAACUAUGAGACAAAGGCUAAGUCCCACAUCUAACAAGAGUUCCCGGAAGCUUUACGAUCAAGCAAAUAAGCUGAAGAAGACUUGCUCCUAUCUUUUUACAGCUACCAUCAAUUUGAAUUCAGCCAAUGAUAGCUGGUACGGCAGCCUCAAAGAUAUAAUUCAGCAACAGCAAGUUGAAGCAGUAUGGGUGUCGGAAGGAAAGAUGGAAGGAAUGGAUGACGACAUGGAAGAUCGCAUGUCAUACCUAACAGCUAUGGGUGCUGACUACCUGAGCUGUGACAGCCGCUUGAUCAGUGACUUGGAAGACACAGAUGGAGAAGGAGGUGCAUACACGGACAAUGAGCUUGAUGAGCCAUCAGAUGAACCAAGUGUUUCCUCUAUUAGUCGAUCUUCUGAGCCUGUGCAGCAUGAGGAGAGUAUAAGAAAACCCAGCCCAGAACCAAAAGCUCAAAUGAGAAGGGCUGGUAGCAGAGAGAUACUUAGAGAUCCCAGCCCACCUCCAGCAUUCAAGCCCGAGCCACCGAAGGGUAAACUACAAAACAAAGAGGAUGUAUAUGACUUUCCCAAGAACUAUGACUCCAAACCAAAUAGCUCUAGCACUGUCAGCAAUGAGACUUCAGCUGUAGUAUCCAAGGCAGCAGCACCUCCUGUUUCUGUGAAACCUGCCUUUGGGCGUCCUAUACUGAAGACAUCUCAGCCAGCAGUUUCAGCCGCAGAGGAGGAGGAAAAGGCAGAGGAAGAUGUAGAUGGACGAGAGAGUGCUCCAAAAUCUGUACUGGGGAAAGUUAAAAUAUUUGAGAAGAUGGAUCACAAGGCAAGGUUGCAAAGAAUACAGGAGCUACAAGAGGCACAGAAUGCCAGGCUGGAAAUAGCCCAGAAACACCCAGAUAUCUAUGCUGUCCCAAUCAAAACACAGAAGCCAGACCAGAACUGGCCCCAACCCAUGAGUUCCAGACCUCCAGAGCCUCAGAAACCCCCUGCCAGGCCUUACCUAGAAAAUCGAGGAAGUUAUGGCAGUGACGCAGAGGAGGAAGACUACCGUCGGCAGCUAUCAGACAACUCCAAGCGCGGAUAUUACGGACAGCCAUCCAGAUAUAGGGACACAGAAUUAUAGACUCACUAGCAUAUGCAUCCAUAAUGCUCUUUUGAGACUCUUUUCCUUCAACAGCCAAAAUGGAGUUCUGGUUAGUUUAUAAAGUUAUAUUUUUGUUGGAGGUCAUAGGGUGGUCUACGUGAACUUGGACAUAUCCACACACUGGAACUGGAGGACUUACUUUUUGAGACUAUUUGUUUUGAGUAUCUAAGAAAAGAAAUCACUUUUGCCUGAAUGUUGUUGCCUGUUUUAUAAGGACCAAUACCCAUUUGAAAGCUUGUAUUAAUUCUUGGUAUUUUCAUAGUUUAACGUUCGUUAAAAAACUUUAAACUUUUUUCUCUUACUUAAAACUGCUUUUUUAGACUGUUCCGCUGUUAUGAAAAUGUGAUCAAAGACAUAACACUUUUUAAUGCAAGAGAACUAAAUUCAAAAAAGAACUAUAAGUGCCUUUAACAAGAAGUGUCUUAAAUUGUUCAUAUUGAUAUCUGAUACUUGUUCAAAGCCAUAAUUUACUAAAGGGUGUUUUACUCUGUUGCCUAACUUUUGUAUCCGUUUCAUGGCUAUAAUUUCCCCGACAUGUUAUUUUUCUAAGCUAAUAGAUCGGUAUACUGCUUUUCAUAAAUAUUGACUGUACAGGGGAAAGGUGUGUACCAGACUAGCUGGUAUGAGGCCAGGAAGGGUUGAAAUUGAGAAAAUGAUGUAGAAAUUCAAUUAAUUAUGUCUUUAAAUUGAUAUGGACCACAAAAUAAUAAAUGGAUAUAUUCUAGACAGA